AUGGGACUGCACACAGUGCUCUUUCGAGCACGGACGCUAACUAAAAUCAAAAUAAAUACGUCUCCAUUUUGUGUUUUGAGCAGCGAGACAUACAGAGUGAUUCAUGACAGGAAUCAACGUCGCUUUACUGUGAGACUGGACAACGGAGGUAACGUGCAAAACGCGGUACUGGAGUAUUCACAUGGGACUGACGGGCACGUGCGUUUGUUAUCAACAGAAGUACCUGAGUCUUUCAGAGGUAAAGGGGUAGCUGCGAGUCUGGCCAAGGCUGCACUGGACUUUGUGGUUGAAGAAAAAUUAAAAGCAAGCAUAUCUUGUUGGUAUAUUAAGAAAUAUGUUGAAGAAAAUCCUCAACAUGGCUACCAGGUGCAUAUUGAAGAGUAA
Tachysurus fulvidraco (yellow catfish) is the source of this 384-nucleotide messenger RNA. Its product is annotated as protein NATD1-like. Bases 1 to 384 code for a protein of 127 amino acids. NCBI's taxonomy places the organism in Eukaryota, Metazoa, Chordata, Actinopteri, Siluriformes, Bagridae. The transcript has 3 exons. The record is from RefSeq and is a predicted model, not a curated record.